CUCAAGGGCAGACAGAGCUUCCUCGAGGCGGUAGGCUAGCAAGCUUCUACCUUCCCUUCUCUACCCUUGAUCAUCUCCUGCCCACCAUACCAGCAUGUCCAAGCGGCUCAACAAGCGCCAACAAAGGGAGCAGCAGGAAUUGCAAGAGCUCCAAGACCUUGCCAUAUCCGACGCUGCACCCAACGCAACCUCCUCCACAGCUGGUGACGCAGAAGAGCCACGAGAAGGAGUGAAUCAGGACGAGUCUAUUGCAGCGCCAGCACAAUCGACGCAGCCGGCUCAAAGCGUCUUUGCCGCGCUCGGCGGAGACGAAGAUGAAGGAGCCGAGAGUGACGAGGACGCAGACGACGGCCUAGAAGACGCAUCAACAGCGACGGCAGCAACAACAGCCAAGCCCAAGAAGAAGAACAAAAAGAAGAAGAAGAAGACUCCUGCCGCUACAGCGGCUGCCGGCGUGGAAGACGGGGACGGGGAACAGGCCGGGAGUGGCGCCGUAUCCCCUGCUCCAACACCUGCAGUCAAGACUAGCAAGAAGAAGGGUGGAAAAGGAGGAGGCGGAGCCCAGGCUUCCAAAGGUCUAUCGGACAUGUCCCUUGACGACUUUGAUUCGAUCUUAGCCUCCCAGCCUCACGUCGUUGCAGGGGGCGGUAUAGCCAAGACUGUUCAAGCAGCUGCUGGCGCCUCCUCAGCAAGCUCGCUUCGAGCCUGUCUCUCCCUGCAGCAGAACCAUCUCGAUCCGGAUGUGGAGCUGAGGAGACAAUUCGGCUCAGCGGCUAUUAAGGCCUACGAAGCCGAGAAUGGAGGAGCAGGCGGUAGCGGGGCUAGCGGAGGAGCGCGGGCUCGGAUGCUGGCUCGCAAUCCCAACCUGAAGCUACGCAGCGUCCUGGUGCAAGCCAAGGACACCUGGCCGCCGGUGAAUCGGACCUUCACGGGCAUGGUGGGGGAAAUUGAGGAAGAUGCAAGUACGGGUGCAAAGGUCGCCACGUGGGAGCAUUCCAAAGCCUACAGGGCUGCUCAGUACGAGUUUCAACAAGCCGUUGCUACACACAACCCUGAAGCCAUCUACGCUUUGCUCAGACCAUACUCUUGGCACGUGCAUGUCCUCUCGUCAAUGUCAGACAUCAGCAAGCAUCAAGGAGACUUGGGUCAGGCAUCCGAUUGGAACGCACGCAUCCUCUUCGUCUACGAGCGGACCGCCUCGCCCACCUUCAUCUCCUCACUAACCAAUCCUGCCGGCCCUCUGCCUGUAGACUUCAAGAAGGUCGAGAAUAGAGGUUUGUACCUCGCAGCUCACCGCAUGAUUGCCUUUCUCGGUCGGAGAGGCACCUGGCGUACCGCUCUAGAGUGGUCCAAAUUCCUCUUCUCCCUCGACGAGCACGAUCCUCACGCCUGUCUGCUAUGGGUGGACUUCCUCGCCAUUAAGAGCAAGCAACAUCGCUGGCUUGUAGAGGACUUCCUUCCUCGGCUGAGGAAGACACGGGAUCUGAGUUGGGCUGGAGGUUUGGACUUUGCAGAGGCGCUGGGUGUGCGGGCAUUGGAGAGGGAGAAGGGCGACAAAUCCGGCGAGAGCAGUAUCCCCCUGCUCAAGAAGGCCAUCGUGCGGCAUCCCUAUCUCCUCCCCGCUCUCUACGCCAAAGUUGGGCUGGACCUACCAAGAGGCAUGGAGUCGCACCCCUGCGUUCAAGCCGCAUCUUCGCAAGGAGACGAAGAGGAUGCUCUGAGAGAGAUUGUCUCGCAAAUCUACAGCGCGCGCAACGACUCGCUCUGGAAGGACCCGGAGCUCAAGUCUUGGCUACGCACAUCCGUAGAGUCCGUCUGGACCGAGUGUUCCAGCGGAGCGGGAUCGGGAUCACAAUGGAAGAAGAGCUCCCUCCCUAGCGCCGCAGGAGACGAAGCGACGACGUCCAGUCUCUACCGACACAUCCUCGUGGCAGACAUGCCCGACGCACUACGUCAGUCACUCACAUCGCUUAUUCCCCACUCCAUCACUCGUGAGACGAGCAACUUAGACGCUUUUGAUCCACUGCCUCCACGAGGAGCAGGCUCGACGCGGAUUGACGACGAGUACUUUGCUCCUCUCAUACGACGCACCGGACCUCUCAGAGGUAGCAGCGCGGCGACGGGAGGUGGAGCAGGGGCGGCGGCGGGAGUGAAUGCGGGUAUGCUAGAGCGGUUGCAGGAGCUGCUUGGACAAUUCCAAGGACGACUGCCCUUCUUUGGCGGCGGCGGUGGUGGUGGUGAGGCCCCAGGUGCAGCUGGUGCUGUAGGUGAGGAACAGGAAGCGGAGGCGAGGGCGUUGAUGCAGCAACUGUUGCGGGAUAUGCCGCUGGAAGAGGGACAGAUGGGUGCGGGUGGGAUGCCGGGUCGCUUCGAUGAGGAGGGCGAGGGCGAGGACGAGGACCAGGAGGAGAUGUUGGAUUCGGAUUCGGAGUAGAGAUGAAUGGCAUCCAUUGUAGACACACACUCACACCUCAUGAGCCUCGGGCUCUUUCUGCAAGUAUGCGCUGCCCUUCCCUCCCCUCUCCCCUGCUCCCUUCUACACCUCUUAAUAUGCCCACACCGGAUCAACCACUCCCUCAAACCUCCCCUCUCCACCUCUCAGCGCCCUCACAUUUGCCACAAAGCGCUGCACCAGCAACGGCCUUACCAUUGCAGGCGUAUCCGCUGUAUGCGGUGUAAUGAUCAAGUUUCCCCUCUUAUCAGGUUGCAACUCUUCCUCAAAGUCUGC
This is a messenger RNA of Microstroma glucosiphilum, 2728 nucleotides long. RefSeq names its product DUF654-domain-containing protein. Gene Ontology annotation, cellular component: RQC complex. The transcript has 2 exons. The record is from RefSeq and is a predicted model, not a curated record. Lineage: Eukaryota; Fungi; Basidiomycota; Exobasidiomycetes; Microstromatales; Microstromataceae. Bases 95 to 2434 code for a protein of 779 amino acids. Gene Ontology annotation, biological process: rescue of stalled cytosolic ribosome; ribosome-associated ubiquitin-dependent protein catabolic process.